Botrytis byssoidea is the source of this 1380-nucleotide messenger RNA. RefSeq lists its product as uncharacterized. Bases 1 to 1380 code for a protein of 459 amino acids. The record is from RefSeq and is a predicted model, not a curated record. NCBI's taxonomy places the organism in Eukaryota, Fungi, Ascomycota, Leotiomycetes, Helotiales, Sclerotiniaceae. The transcript has a single exon.
AUGGGAAACACCAAGUCUCCUGAUAUCAGUAGAGCUACAGUAGCAUUAUCGGAGAGAGAUCCAAGGAUUUCCACAGACAACAAACAAUCCCUCUCUCCAGUAACUUCAUUCAUAGGGGACCCGGCCCUCGAAUUGAAUUUUCGCCUAACGACCCUUGAAUCAUCUCGAAACCCAACCGAGAUCGACCCGCGAACUCGCAAAGCGGAAAACAUUUGCGAUUUAAACGAUGACCUUAUACUUUACCUCGUCGAUUUUCUACCACCCGACUCCGCAGCCUUAUUGAGUCUUUGCUGUAAGAACUUGUGGGAAAGACUCGGAUCAAGAUACGUCGAAGCCCUAAACAACCCUUACAGGGCUACCUCCUUCCCCGUUCAAGCCAUGUACAAGUAUAAUUUAAACAUCCAACUCUAUCGAAGUUAUCGCUACAACUUCCUGAGACUCCUCGCACGGGAUCUUCCAAAUUAUGUUACAUGCUAUCCCUGCAACAAACUCCACACGAUCGGUCUUGCAUACAGUGAGAGGUUGCUUGAGAAGUCGUGCGCUUUUCAUAUUGAUAACGCUCUACCCCUCUUAGAAGGACAUGUGAGCUUCCAUGUUUUGCAAGCGGCAAUGAAACGUUAUCAUCAACGCCACAUCCCUCACUCAAUCUCUCUUUACAACGUUACCACUACUUUCUUGAAUCCAAAAUCUCGAUUAGUCGAAUAUUCUCGCGAGACUAUACGCAUCUCCCAAACGACCAAUUCACUAAUCUUCUGCAAGCAAAGAAUCCUCCUCCUCCCCGCCAACCAUGACCAUUGUACCUCGGAAGAUUUCUCUGAAGAUACCUCCCAAGCUCCAGACGCCUGGGCGCCAGAAUGGUUGACCUGGGAUCAUCCCAUCUGUCCGCAUCUCAAAUGGAACUUAUACUACGACUUCCGCUGGCGCACGCUCAGCGUCUCCGAUCGAUCCUUGACAUCACCACGUUUCCAAUCGUGCGACUACUGCAUGACGGAUUACCACGUCGCGGUGCAGGAUCGCCAGGGAGAGGGCGACGCGCUUUAUCUCACUUGCUGGCAGGAUCUUGGCUCCGGCAAGUCGGCGCGGGACUUCAAUUGGCAAAACGCAAUUGCGAAUGUCACGAGUCAGGAUAGGCAGGGAAGUGAUAAGGUCUCGCGGUUUGCAUAUGAACAUGGUUCUGUUUGUGAGGCGUUUGAAGGGGUAUCUGGGGAGGAAUAUAAAUUUUAUGAGAGCAUGAGGGAGCAGGAUUGGGAGGCAGUAAAUGGACAUUCGGUUUCGAGAGCGAGGGAUGUGCUGAGGAAGGGGGGGAAGAGGGAGAAGACGCAUCCGUUGAAAAUUUUGACGGUUAAGGAUGAUAGUAAUAUUCGUUCGUGGAUUCAAUGA